AUGGAGCCACCAUCUGAGGAGAAAAGAAGGAGCCAUGUCAUCACUAUAGACCCAAAUGAAACUAUCUUGACUGCCUUUCCUUACAGACCUCAUAACUCCCUGCUCGAUAUCCUCAAGGGGGAGCCAAAAGUUUUGGGGGCCACCCAGAUUCUCCUUUCUCUGGUCAUUGUGGGCCUUGGGAUUAUAUUAGCAUUGAAUUUCAUCUUUUUCUCCAAAAAAUUUCCUCUCGUGAUCCUCACAGGAUAUCCUUUCUGGGGAGCAGUUAUUUUUUUUCUGACAGGAUUCAUCACAGUGUUCAAUGAUAAAUUAAGACGAAAUCUGAGACCAGGAGUCACAACCAUGAAUAUCCUCAGCUCGCUAGUUGCAUUAGCUGGGAUUGCCUUGAUCCUCGUCAGCUUUACACAGCAGCACAAAUUCUGCCAGGCGCCCUCCCUCGAAGGAACAUGUGUAGUAGGCAGAACGCUUCUCCUUGGAAUUUUGUCCAUUUUAUUAAUCAUCACCAUAGUGGAGCUCAGCAUCUCUGUGACUAUUGCAUCCUUAAGAAGCAAUUGCUGGACCAGUUCGAGAAAGGCUGUAUUCUUCUUCCCUUCAGAAGUUCCUCAAAAUACUGAACAGCCUGUGCCAGAAGAAAAUAAUCAAUUACAAUUUGAGUUUCAAGGAAAAUCUCCCAGUGAUAAUACAACUUCAAACAUAACAGCCAUUUUCUUAGGGGGUUAUGCUUUCUUCAAGUUAAGAGGCCUAAGAAAUCCUUCAGCUCCCAAAAAUAUCUCACGGAAAAGUGAUAAGGGUACAUCUUCUAUGCAUGUUCCGGAUGAACAGGAGACUAUUCCUCCACCCUCCCUAGAGGAAGAAACUAAACUGGAUGCUUUACUUCCCCCAUUAACACCAAAAUCUUCAGAAAAUAUUCCUUCCCAAAAAGAGUCUAGAAGCAAUAACCUGAAUGAUGAGGGCCUAGAAUCUAUUACACGUCAAACCUCUGAUCUGCAACCCAAAUUGAUUGACGACCAAAAUAUGUCACCCAAAUUUCUAAAAACUCCAUCUUCACAUAAUUUCUCCCCUUUGUUACCUGACAGUUUAUCAUCCCAAACAAUGGCAGCUCUGUCAACACAAGUCUUACAAUCUAAACCCCCAUCAUCCCGUAUUUCACAGUCUUAUGAUCUGACAUCCGAGGACUUGCCUUCUGAAGACAUACCAUCUCAAGAAACCCCAUCCCAAGACAUGCAAUUCCAAGAUACACUCACUCAAAGCAUAUCAUCCCAAGAGACUCAAUCACAAGAUAUUCCAUACCAAGAUAUACUAACUCAAGACAUACCUUCCCAAGAGACUCCAUCCCUAGAGACUCCAUCCCAAGAGCUGUCAUUCCAAGAUACACUAACUAAAGACACAUCAUCCCAAGAUACUCCAUCUCAAAAUACUCUAUUCCAAGAAACUCCAUACCAAUAUACUCCAUCCCAAAAGAUUCCACACCAUUAUACUCCAUCCCCAAAGACUCCAUCCCCAAAGAUUCCAUCCCCAAAGAUUCCAUCCCAAGAAAGCCCAUACCAAAAUGUUCCAUCCCCAAAGAUUCCAUCCCCAAAGACUCCAUCCCAAGAAAGCCCAUACCAAGAUGUUCCAUCCCCAAAGAUUCCAUCCCCAAAGACUCCAUCCCAAGAAAGCCCAUACCAAGAUAUUCCAUCCCCAAAGAUUCCAUCCCCAAAGACUCCAUCCCAAGAAAGCCCAUACCAAGAUAUUCCAUCCCCAAAGAUUCCAUCCCCAAAGACUCCAUCCCAAGAAAGCCCAUACCAAGAUACUCCAUCCCCAAAGAUUCCAUCCCCAAAGACUCCAUCCCAAGAAAGCCCAUACCAAGAUACAUUAACUCUAGACAUACCAUCCCAAAGGACUCAAUCUGAAGAAACUCCAUCACAAGAGAUUCCCUCUCAAGAAACUCCAUCGCAUGAUUUGAAAUACCAAGAUGUACUAUCUCCAGAAAAAAUAUCGCAAAGCACACAAACCCAAGAUACAGUGGCCCAUGACAUGUCAUUCUCAGAUCUUCAAGCACUAAACACUGAAGUUCAAAUCCAGCAAGAUCCAGAAAUAUUUUAUAGAGACAUUCGAACAGAAGUUAUGGAGCUGACUCAAGAAUGGAAGUCUAAUAUGAGCAAGAAAACCCCAAGAAGACUUUCCUUAUCCUUGCCAGGCAAACAUAAAAUAUUCCCUCCCAAGAGACAUUCCCUGGACCUACAAAUCAAAGGUGAUGAAGCCCCAAGGAGACAUUCUGUAGAUGUACAAAGGAAAACUUCAAGACGGAAAUCCAUAGAUCAGCAAAUCAAAGCCUGGCUAUCCACAAAGAAGCACACCACAGAGAAACAAGAUGCAUACACUCAAACCUCAGAGCUAUUCCUCUACCAGCAAGCUGAUCAGCAGCAGGUCAAAGAGGAGGAGGUCCCAGUACAACAACCCCAAGAUGAGCAAAGCAAAGACCAAAAAUCUGUAGAGGAACUAUACCCAGGAGAGCAGCUUAACGGCAAGGAGGAAGAAGAUCAGCAGUCUGAUGAAAAGCCACAUCCAGAAGAACAAGUUCAACCAUCUGAAGACAAGCAGCCUCUAGAGCAGAAAGCCCUGAAUAGCCAGGAAGAAAGACAGCAAGCGCUAGUAAGAAGAACCCCGAUGCCGUCAUGUCUGGACUGGGACUCCCAAAGCUUUCAAUUCUCAGAAAGGUCAUGUUCAUAUUGGUCAACUCCAUCCUGGCAACCUGUUAGCCUGGGAUCCCAGGACUGGAGAAGUCAAGGCUGGAGAAACAAAGAUUGGAAAGCACAAGAAUGGCAGUUUGAAAUACAGCCUUCCCUGGACUGGGAAUCCCAAGAGCUAUUAGAAAGAGAAUCCUUAAGGCAAAGGGCACUAUAUCAAGAAGUCCAACCCCGCAGCACCAUAGUCCAACACACCCAAGAUCGUCAAUUGCGUAACUUUGUAUUUCAGGUAGGUCUGUGUCAAGGUAACGACCAACAAUCUGGUGUUUUAAGAGGAGAUAUGUAUGCUGCAGAUGAUGUACAAACAAGAGACAGGGAACCCCAAGACACAGAAGACAUAGAAAAUACAUGCUCAAAACCAAAAGACCAGCAGUCAGAAGACACAAGGCCAGAUAAUUACCCUGUUUCUUGUCAGAGCUUGGUUCCAUACACAUAUAUAACUUGUUUAUCCAAUAUAGCUUCAGAGCAAGAGGUGCAGAACAAUAUGCCCUGUUCAGAUUCAUCCAAAGAUCUGAAUGUCACUUCUUCCUCAUGCUAUCAAAAAGAUCAACAGCAAUCUGAGGACUCAGACUGA
Molecule: messenger RNA, 3300 nt
Organism: Chionomys nivalis (European snow vole)
Lineage: Eukaryota; Metazoa; Chordata; Mammalia; Rodentia; Cricetidae
Gene: Ms4a14
Product: membrane spanning 4-domains A14
Exons: 6
Coding region: 1-3300 (1099 amino acids)
Biological process (GO): cell surface receptor signaling pathway
Cellular component (GO): plasma membrane
Source: RefSeq, a predicted model, not a curated record